Molecule: messenger RNA, 1212 nt
Organism: Phyllopteryx taeniolatus (common seadragon)
Lineage: Eukaryota; Metazoa; Chordata; Actinopteri; Syngnathiformes; Syngnathidae
Gene: adat2
Product: adenosine deaminase tRNA specific 2
Exons: 6
Coding region: 137-688 (183 amino acids)
Biological process (GO): tRNA wobble adenosine to inosine editing
Cellular component (GO): nucleus; cytoplasm
Molecular function (GO): zinc ion binding; tRNA-specific adenosine-34 deaminase activity
Source: RefSeq, a predicted model, not a curated record
CCAAUAUUAGCGUCCCCUUUCCGUGCUGCUUCCGGAUAUGAAACAAUAUCAGUAACAAAGCACAUGGAAAAGUAAGACACUUUUUAAAAAUGUAUUCUGUAGUAAACGCGUUUUACGAACACGAUGCACGGUUGCCAUGACAACGGAGGAGCAGUGCCGGAAAAUUGCUUUUUGUCCGACUGACGAGGAAGUCGCGAAGUGGCUUGACAGCGCUUUUGACAUGGCAAAAGAUGCCCUGGACAAUGGAGAAGUUCCAGUGGGAUGUUUGAUGGUCCACAAAAACGAAGUGGUUGGGAGUGGACGGAAUGAAGUCAACGAGACCAAAAAUGCCACACGGCAUGCAGAAAUGGUGGCCCUGGACCAGCUCCUGGAGUGGUGUCGCCGUGGCAACCAGGAAGUGAGGCGCGUGUGCGAGCAGACUGUUUUGUACGUCACGGUGGAGCCGUGCAUCAUGUGCGCUGCCGCACUCCGCCUGAUGAAUGUUCCGGUGGUGGCGUACGGCUGCCGUAACGAGCGCUUCGGCGGCUGUGGCUCCGUCCUGGACGUCGCCUCGGCGGAGCUACCUCGCACAGGAACCUCUUUCAAGUGCGUCUCAGGCCACAGAGCAGAGGAAGCUGUGGAGAUGCUGAAGAUGUUCUACAAGCAGGAGAACCCCAACGCCCCCAGGCCCAAAACCAGGAAGGAGUGAGACAGAUUUUUCCCAAAAUUAUGUUUGUAUUUGUCUUUUUCUUUUGUAAUAAAAUAUCGACCCUAGUGAGCGGAAAAUGGAUCAGUCGCAUGUUUGAAAUAGGGACACUUUGAGUGAGCUGCCAGCAGGGGGAGCACCCGAUUAUUUAAAUCUUUAAUUUGUUUGAAAUGUAACCGUGUGCAGCUUCCAAGGGUUACAUUUGCUCUCAGUAAGCUUCCAUUUACAUGUUUUGAGUUUGAGCUUCGAUAUUUUCACGUGUUCCCAUUCCAUUGAAUAUUACUUGAACGCACAUUCCAAAAAAGCUAAAUUGUGAUGGGACGCACUUUGGCUUAUUAGCAUGCAAAUAUAUGCUGAGUAUUUGAGCGUUUGGAUGUGUCACCUCAAGGAGGAGAUGUGUUAAGAAGAGAGCACGUGCACAAACACGUCACAUUUAAAAACAAGCACAGUAUAAUACAAGAUGUCACUCUUUGUAAAGGUGAGACAACAGCACCCAGGAAAAUAAAGAUAUUUCUUUUAUAUUAUUA